CACAAAAUAGAAUAGAAAACAAUCUCGCUUUGUUUUUUGGCCCCCCUUCAUUUCCCUUGUUUUCUUCACUCUUCAGUUUUUUUAUUAACUCUGAACACUUCCUUCUUCCCCUUCCUUCAAUUUCUUGUAUUCAAUUUGAUUCUGAAGCAUAGCUAGGGUUUUUUUUUUCUCGCAUCAAUCAUACAGAGAGAGAGAGAGAGGCAGUCAUGGAUUGGGGAAAUGUUACAGCGGAGGAUCUGGUGGACGCUCUCCGGGAGGUGGACUGGUCGUCGCCGCCGCGUCCCUUGUCGGAGUUCUUCUCGCGGUUCACGGUGCCGAGAUCCUCCUCCAAAUGGGAUAGCCGCUUCAAAUGCAAUCUCUACUACUAUCGGACCAACUACUUCCUUUUGAUUGUUUCUGUUCUCAUAUUGGGUUUUCUUCGGAGGCCACUGGCUAUAGUAGCUGCGCUUCUUACCGCCCUUAGCAUCGCUUUCCUAAAUGACAGCUUUGCAGGUACCUUUAGUGAGAGAGUGACAAGAACAGUUAGGCAGUUUUCACCACAUUUAGCUGCCAAGAUGAGACCUCCCCUUACGCCUGUUAUACGGGGACGUCCAUCAUCUAAGAGAGCGAUUUAUAUAUGUGGUCGGCCACGUUGGGUGUUUGUCUUGAUAUUUUCUUCUGCAAGUUUCAUCCUUUGGUUUGUCUCUGCUGGUCUUCUAACUGUUUUGUGGGCACUUGCAUUUGGUCUUCUUGCUACCAUCCUGCAUGCAAGCUUUAGAACCCCUAACUUGAAAGCACGUCUAAACACAUUCCGAGAAGAAUUUCGUGCAGUAUGGCGCAAUUAUAGUGAGCUAUAGGCUGUAGCUUACAUAAUCUUUUUGGUUUUGGAUGUGCUGCUGCUGUUCAGUUGAUGUAAUGUUCAAUUGGAAUGGACACUUGUGAAGAAUGCAUAUCAUUGGAAGUUAUCAGCAGAUAGUAAAUUUCCAAGGUUCUUGCGUUUGUAAAGUACACUGUUUUCAUUGCUUAUUAUAUGAAUAGGAGGCAUUUGGAGGUUAUUUAUAAUAUCAUUGACAAAUGCUGUAAGCUAGACUGUCACCACAGUAGCACCCCUAAUUGAAAAUUUAAUUGCAAAAUGUAAGAGAUAUGUGAUGCAAACUUGCAAGAUUCUGAGUUUCUUUUUUAUUAUUGAUUUUCUUUCAUUUUGAGCUA
This is a messenger RNA of Arachis stenosperma, 1188 nucleotides long. Its product is annotated as PRA1 family protein A1-like. The record is from RefSeq and is a predicted model, not a curated record. The transcript has 8 exons. Gene Ontology annotation, cellular component: membrane. Bases 207 to 836 code for a protein of 209 amino acids. NCBI's taxonomy places the organism in Eukaryota, Viridiplantae, Streptophyta, Magnoliopsida, Fabales, Fabaceae.